AUGAUCCACAAAAAGCAAAUGAUCCAAAUGAUCCAAAAAGCAAAUGAUCCAAAUGAUCCACAAAAAGCAAAUGAUCCAAAUGAUCCACAAAAAGCAAAUGAUCCAAAUGAUCCACAAAAAGCAAAUGAUCCAAAUGAUCCACAAAAAGCAAAUGAUCCAAAUGAUCCACAAAAAGCAAAUGAUCCAAAUGAUCCACAAAAAGCAAAUGAUCCAAAUGAUCCACAAAAAGCAAAUGAUCCAAAUAAUCCACAAAAAGCAAAUGAUCCAAAUGAUCCACAAAAAGCAAAUGAUCCAAAUGAUCUACAAAAAGCAAAUGAUCCAAAUGAUCUACAAAAAGCAAAUGAUCUAAAAUGA
Paramuricea clavata is the source of this 354-nucleotide messenger RNA. NCBI's taxonomy places the organism in Eukaryota, Metazoa, Cnidaria, Anthozoa, Malacalcyonacea, Plexauridae. The record is from the annotation of a GenBank genome assembly.